AUGGACCGCUUUGUGUGGACCAGCGGCCUCCUGGAGAUCAACAAGACCCUGGUGAUCCAGCAGCGCGGGGUGCGAAUCUACGACGGCGAGGAGAAGAUAAAAUUUGAUGCUGGAACCCUCCUUCUUAGUACCCACCGACUGAUUUGGAGAGAUCAGAAAAAUCAUGAGUGCUGCAUGACCGUUCCUCUGUCCCACAUUGUAUUCAUUGAGGAACAGGCAGCUGGAAUUGGGAAAAGUGCCAAAAUAGUGGCUCAUCCAACCAAAGAACCUGGCCCAUUCCAGAGUAGUAAAAACUCCUACAUCAAACUCUCCUUCAAAGAACAUGGCCAGAUUGAGUUUUACAGGCGUUUAUCAGAGGAAAUGACCCAGAGAAGAUGGGAGAAUAUACCAGUUUCUCAGUCGAUACAAACAAAUAGAGGACCCCAGCCAGGAAGAGUAAAAGCUGUAGGAAUUGUAGGUAUUGAAAGGAAACUGGAAGAAAAAAGAAAAGAAACUGACAAAAACAUUUCUGAGGUCUUUGAAGACCUUAGCAAGCUAAUGAUCAAGGCUAAAGAAAUGGUGGAGUUAUCAAAAUCAAUUGCUAAUAAAAUUAAAGAGAAGCAGGGUGACAUCACAGAAGAUGAGACCAUCAUUAAGUCCUACUUGUUGAGCAUGGGAAUAGUUAACCCAGUCACCAGGGAAACCUACGACUCAGGAACACAGUACCACAUGCAGCUGGCUAAACAGCUGGCUGGAAUAUUGCAGGUGCCUUUAGAGUUGCUCUCACCAGAAGAUUUAGUGAAUGCAUGCAAGAUGCUGGAAGCACUGAAAUUACCUCUCAGGCUCCAGGUUUUUGACAGUGGUGUCAUGGUAAUUGACCUUCAGUCCCACAAGGAAGAGGAAAUGGUGGCCUCGGCCCUGGAGACAGUUUCAGAAAAAGGAUCCCUAACAUCAGAAGAGUUUGCUAAGCUCGUGGGAAUGUCUGUCCUUCUGGCCAAAGAGAGGUUGCUGCUUGCAGAGAAGAUGGGUCAUCUUUGCCGAGAUGACUCAGUAGAAGGCUUGCGGUUUUACCCAAAUUUAUUUAUGACACAGAGCUAAAGGUUUUGUAUUUGAAAUACUUUCUGUCCAUACUUAUAUCUGGUAGACUGUAUGACACUGAGCUAAGAGAUAAACCCCGAUAAACUGAAAAUUUAUUAGAAUGAUAAAAAUCUUUUAAUCUCUCCCUAAAUAUUAUGGUUCUGGAAACUUAUUUAGGAUACAUAAAGGAAAAUACAGAAAAUGAAUGCUAAUAUGAAUU
Sciurus carolinensis (gray squirrel) is the source of this 1276-nucleotide messenger RNA. Its product is annotated as vacuolar protein-sorting-associated protein 36-like. The record is from RefSeq and is a predicted model, not a curated record. Gene Ontology annotation, molecular function: ubiquitin binding; phosphatidylinositol-3-phosphate binding. Gene Ontology annotation, cellular component: late endosome membrane; ESCRT II complex. Gene Ontology annotation, biological process: protein transport to vacuole involved in ubiquitin-dependent protein catabolic process via the multivesicular body sorting pathway. NCBI's taxonomy places the organism in Eukaryota, Metazoa, Chordata, Mammalia, Rodentia, Sciuridae.